Molecule: messenger RNA, 1039 nt
Organism: Triticum aestivum (bread wheat)
Lineage: Eukaryota; Viridiplantae; Streptophyta; Magnoliopsida; Poales; Poaceae
Product: CASP-like protein 3A1
Exons: 3
Coding region: 200-823 (207 amino acids)
Source: RefSeq, a predicted model, not a curated record
UUGUCAUAGCAUGGUGACAGCAAGUACAGAAAACAUUCACGGGUGCAUCAUAUAUGCAUAUAACAUGGAUUCUCAACCAGAUACAUCUUUUUACUAGAAUCCUCCACCCCCCUCCUUCAGUUGCAUCACCAUGCUAAAAGGAAAAACAGCAUAGCCAAAAGCUUCUACGAUCAGAAAACCACAACCAGGAGCAACAGGAAUGGGUUCCUUUGCUAAUGGCCAGAAUGGUUCGGAGCUUGGCAUCCAGAUGCCGGCCAUGGGGAGCAGCGCGGUGCCGGAGCCUCCCACAACAUCUGUAGCAGCAAGAUGUCCACGGCUGGACAUGGCCAUGGUGGCCACCAGAGCUGCAGCCCUCGUGAUGGCGCUGCUCUCAAUGUCGCUCAUGGUCUCCGCCAAGCAACGGGGUAGUCUCAUCAUCUUUGGCAUCGAGAUUCCACUGUAUGCCAAAUGGUCCCUCUCUGAUUCGCUGAAAUCCUUGGUUGGGCUAUCUGCGGCAGCAGCUGCCUACUCUCUGGCACAACUUCUGUCGAUUGCGUACAAGGCCUUGAAGAAAGUCCCUGUGGUUCCAUCCAGGCGCUAUGCCUGGAUGCUGUUAGCUGGUGAUCAGGUCUUUGCGUAUGCGAUGUUGAGCGGGGGGUCAGCAGCGGCGGCCGUCGCAAAUUUGAACCGCACCGGCAUCCGGCACACGGCGCUUCCCAACUUCUGCAAGCCCUUGCCACGUUUCUGCGACCUAUCAGCAGCCUCCAUCGCGUGCGCCUUUCUCAGCUGCGCCUUCCUUGCCGCAUCCGCUGUAAUCGAUGUUAUCUGGCUGUCAAAUCUGUGAGAAUGUGAGAUAGAUGGUGGCAAACUAGUACACCCCUUGGCAGGGAGUUCAACUUUCAGGGUGCUGUGCCUUUAGAUGAUGCGCCGAACCUGAACCUGUAAAGUGUCCUGAAGUCCUGUGAGUUGGCUGCUUGUACAAAUUGGAGCCCCCUUGGUGCAAUGGAUGGCAUCACCUGGAUGUUGAUUGUUGAUUUGCAGUGUUGCGAGUUUGCGUUUU